Molecule: messenger RNA, 2635 nt
Organism: Falco peregrinus (peregrine falcon)
Lineage: Eukaryota; Metazoa; Chordata; Aves; Falconiformes; Falconidae
Gene: C5H19orf44
Product: chromosome 5 C19orf44 homolog
Exons: 8
Coding region: 82-2016 (644 amino acids)
Source: RefSeq, a predicted model, not a curated record
UGGCGGUUUCCGAGAUACGGUCUGGCGCCGACCGCUGUGGAGGAGCCCCUGUCGCGGCCGCCUCAGAACGGUCCGUCCGGGAUGGCCGCGAUCGCUUGGGCGCAGAGAGCGCCCGCGGGCGGAGGGCAGGGCCACAGCGAUGCUCCCCGCAGGAGAAUCACAGCCGGGCACAGCGCCCUCCCUCACUCCUGUAGUGACCUCUCUGUAGUUGACAAGGAGCUGGGGAGAACUGGAAGAGCUCCGAUCUGCCACAGCAGGUUCCUAAAGGUGCGCAACCAAAACCUACAUAGCAGCCAGUGGUGCCAGACGCUGGGAAGUGCUGUGCAGGCAGCGAACAGACACAUAGUAAAGCGCACUCCGGUUAGCACUUCCCAUGCACGGUCGAGCUCAGCUCUGAGGAAAGUGGCGCAACUAGAGAGCAAAAUCAUGAAUCGAAGAAAGCAGAUGGAGUUGCAGAACACCAGCUUGGGCCAGAAGGCUUUGAAUAAAGAGCCCCUCUCAUCUGCGUCCAGUCAUGAACACAGUGCAAGGGGCAAGAAAUAUCUGAAGAAUUAUGCUACUGCCAGUGGAAAUAUGACCCCCAGUAAUGCCUGUUCAAAGGAAAAAGAAAGCAUCCAAAGCCCUAAAAAGAAUGUUAUGCUUAAACAACAGCUUGAUUUGGACAGUGAUGAAGAGGAAAUGAGAGACUUGAUGGAGGUUUCCAGUGGAAACAAGAAUCAGAGGGUUGUUGUGAAUGAUUCUAAGUGGAGUGAAAAGAGUAAGACUCCAGUUUCAUCAAGAAUGCCUCCUCCAUCUCAUAAGAAAAUUUCACUGACAGAGGUAUCUAAAGCACCUUGUUUUGACAGCACAGAUUCAGAGAAAAAUGUUUUCAGUAGAGUUAAUUCAGCAACACCUUCAUCAGACAGCAGAAACCUGCCAGUACAACAUAACGUGAGAUCUCAGUUGCCGUCUUCUUCCAUGAACGACAAUACUGUAAAGAUGACUCUGCCUAGAACAGGCAACACCAAGCAAAGCCAAAUGUCACUUGAAAGUGACAGAAGUGAAAUUAAAUCAUUAGACGAAUUAUUUUCAGAAGCAGCUGAUGCAGAAGACUCAACUAGCAGCAGCUCAAACAAUUUCAGACUGAAUAUCCUGAGCCUUGAUGAUUUGGCACCAAAUAUCACCAAUGAGGCAGCAGAAAUAGAGCAGAAAGGGACAAACAUUCAAAUUACUCAAAAACCAAACAGAAAUCCAAAAAAAGAUGUAUUUCUGGGGGAAAAGGACCAAGCUUCUUGUGAAACGACAAGUGCAGGAACCAGUGUGAAUGAUGCUUCUGAAGGGGAUGUUGAAAAGACUGUGACUGAAGCUGAAAUCUCAGAGCAUUUAAGUGGAGUUUCUACAGAUGUCCCUAAACACAAAGAGGAUUAUCUUGAUCAUGAUGAGCAAACUGUUAAUUCAGAAUAUUCUGAAGACUUUGAAAGGUCUCUGUCUACAACAGGCAGGAAAUCUGUAUCAGAAACGUCAGAGGAACAUUCUGAGAGCUGCAUGUAUUCUGGAAAACGCCGAUCUUCAGCAUUAUCAGCUCCAUUUACCAGAGAGCGGCAUGACCAGGUUCAGAGAAAAACUGUCAAAGAAACUGCAGUUCAGACAGUGGAUCCUCCAUUCACCUACUGCUGGUGGUCAAAGACAGACACCUCUGCAGUACUUGACCCACCUGUAGGAAACAGUUACAUUGAUCCAGUACCUAUUGCCAGUCACGUCAUCAGCAUGGAUGCAGUAGAAGCCUUGACUGCCUACAACCCGUCAGUCCUUGUUUUAAAUUCCAUGUUGAAACAGCACUUGAUGUUGACUCAGCAGUUUGUAGAGAACAUUCACCGCCUUCACUCGUCCCUUGUGGAGUCAUUAGAAAACGAGAAGUUCCACUACCAUACCCUGGCAGAAGCUAAAGAGUACAUCAAGAAUCACAAAUCCCCACGUCUAACAAUUGAGCAAGCGCGUCAAGAAGUUUGGAAAGCACAGGAGGAAAAAUUGCUUUGACUCUUUGAAUUUUAAGUAAAAUUUACAUUUACGGAUUUCAAGUUGGCACAAGAAACCCUUCCAAACUGCACAGAUAAAAAGUUAGAAAUGCUCUACUGGAAGGAUUUGUACUAACUGCUACGUAUCUUACCAUACAUAAUUUAUUUUCCUAUAACUGAAUUUUUUACUACUGUACAUGAUACAGGGAGAGGCAGGAACCUUCAGCCAGACUAUGUCAGUGUUCAGCAAAAGAGAAACCCAAAACCACUUCUCUCUAAAGAGUGUGCUGGAAGUCAUCACAGUACGCAUGUUUAUCAUGUAUAUCAUGUAAGUAGCAUGAUCGGCAAUCGCAUCUGUGAUCAUGGUAGAAGUAAGUCUGUACUACAGUACUCGAGGAAUACGAUCACAGUAGAAAAAUAGCAUAGCCUGACUUCAGCACCAUAUUUAAAGAGAGUUUAUGUAUCAUUAGCCUUGUCAGAUUACUACCAAACCACACAGAGUUAAAAUAAAUUCACUACAAGGAAGGCUUAGAGCCAACAUGUGGGAAUCCAUUUACUCUGAAAUGAGCCAGCAUUUUAUUUUUAUAAAAAAAAAAGUGUUUAUUGGAAGGCAAAACAAUAAAAUUCACAAGUCUAUAACA